Messenger RNA from Gordionus sp. m RMFG-2023, 1463 nucleotides. Its product is annotated as myc box-dependent-interacting protein 1-like. The record is from RefSeq and is a predicted model, not a curated record. NCBI's taxonomy places the organism in Eukaryota, Metazoa, Nematomorpha, Gordioida, Chordodea, Parachordodidae. The coding region runs from base 89 to 1225 and encodes 378 amino acids. Gene Ontology annotation, molecular function: phospholipid binding; protein binding. Gene Ontology annotation, cellular component: cytoplasm; plasma membrane. The transcript has 13 exons.
UAUUUUAUUUUAUCAUGUUUUAUACAUCACGAAUUUAAUAAAUAAUAAAAUGUAAAAAAAAAAAAAAAAAAAAAAAAAAUUUUUGUAAAUGUCAAAUGAAAAAAAAUCAAAUUUUGCCUCUGUUGUUCAAAAAGGUGCAGUAAGGGCUAAGGAGAAGAUACUUGUAAAUUUAGGCAAAGUUGAUAAAACAAAAGACGACUUAUUCGAUGAUUAUAUUUCAAAUUUUAAUAAACAGCAAUUAAUAUCCAGCAAAUUGUACAAAGAUUUAAAGGCAUAUAUAAAUUCAAUUAAAGAAAAAUCUAUAUGUGAAAAAAGUUUAUAUGAAGCAAUCAAAGAAACUUAUGAAAUAGAAUGGCAAAAUAAAGAUUUAUUUUGCCAUUUAUUAGAUUCAUUUGAUUUUAUUUGGCAAGAUUAUAUUCAAAAAUUAGAAAAUCAAGUUUUAAUACCAUUAAAUUCUUAUAAUAAUCAAUUUAUUGAAAUUAAAGACAAAAUUAAUAAACGAAGUCGUAAAUUAUUAUAUUUUGAUUCUGCUAGACAUAGUUACGAUACAUUAAUAAAUUCUGCAAACAAAAAAAAGGAUGAUCAAAAGAUUAACAAAGCUCUAGACCAACUAACAGAUGCUAAAAAGGUUUAUCAAGAUUUAAACAAUGAACUUCACGAAUCGUUACCUACCUUAUAUCAAACACGGAUAUCAUUUUUAGUAUCCCAUUUUCAAUCGCUCUUUGCUGCCGAGCUACAAUUUCACAAUGAAAUGGCAAAGGUGAAUAAUGAACUCAGUGAAUUAAUGGAUAUAUUAGCGGAAGGCUUAGGAAAAAAUGAAAAGUGGCAAUGUUUUGAAAAUCAUGAAUCUUCUGGCAAAGUUAUUGAUAAUGAAGAAAAUGUUGAUGAUAAUAGUUCACUAACUAAAAUUAUUACAAAUAAUAAAAUUGACAUUCACACAAAUAUUCGAUCUUCCAGUAAAAAUCCUUUUGACGAAGAACCAGAAGAUCAAGGCAAUAUUAAAGAAAAUGACGAGGAAAAGCAGGAUUUAAAUAUUCAAUACAAAGUAAAAGCUCUAUAUAAAUAUACAAAGGAAGACAAUGACGAAUUAUCGUUCGAACCUGGAGAUUAUAUAUAUGUCAUAGAUUCACAACAAGAAUUAGAUUCUGGGUGGAAGUUUGGAAUAAAAGUUGAAACUAAAGAGAAGGGCGUUUUCCCAGAAAAUCACACAAAGCAAAUAGACUAAAACUAUAUUUAUAUCACAAAUAAAUAUAAUGUAUUCGUCAAAUAUUCAAAAUUUAUAGUUUUCCUUCAUUCAAGAGAAUCUGUAAUUGUUCAAUUUCAUCUAAGCUUGAGGCCUUGGCGAUUGCUUCCUGUAUUAUUAUUUAAAGAUUAAUCAAAAUAAAAUAUAUUACUCUUAUAGCAUUUAUAUUUUUCUUAUUUGAUAUAGUUUUGACAUCUUGUUUCGUCUCCCCAAAUUGUAA